Messenger RNA from Gregarina niphandrodes, 2601 nucleotides. RefSeq lists its product as hypothetical. NCBI's taxonomy places the organism in Eukaryota, Apicomplexa, Conoidasida, Eugregarinorida, Gregarinidae. The record is from RefSeq and is a predicted model, not a curated record. The transcript has 2 exons. Bases 1 to 2601 code for a protein of 866 amino acids.
AUGGACCGCGCCCCCAAGAAUUGUCUUCAAGAUUGUCUUGAAGAUGACUGUUCGGUAGAUUGUCUACCGCGUCCAGAAAAUCGCGUCAUAGGCCUCCCCACGGGCCAGGAGGACGUGACGGAGGGCGAGGUAUACCGCUGGAUGAAAUACUGCGAUCAACUGCCCGCAAUUAAGUCAGCAGAAUUAGAUUCCGUACCAAGCGAACAUGUGUGCGAACCUCUCCGUCUCGGUCGUACCGUUGGCUCUAAACGCAUCAACAGUGCAGGCUACAUGCUCCAUGCCGAGUCCACCCGGCACACCGACUCCAGCACUACUCACAGCAACGCCACUGGGCCACAGUUUGCCCGUCCGCAAUUUGCAGGACCCCAAUUCGCCGGCCCCCAGUUGGCUGGACUGCAGACGACUGAGUUAGGAGCGGAGGUAACGGGGCUGCAGGCAACUGCCGGUGCAGGCACUAAGACGGACCCGGGGUCUCGCCGUCGAGGAAAACGGAAGGAGGAGAAGCGCAAGCAGGCCCUCGUGAGCCAGCACACUGGUGGCCAGCACACGGUGCCGGUGGAGUUGACUGACUGCGAGCGUGGGGAUGUAUGUGCCUUGCACAGUCCGCGGUUAUGUGAGGAGUUCGGCUUUUGUGACCAGGGUUGGAUUCGUUACGGGGAUUGCGAUCGACGGUCAGGUGACCAGUUGCGUUCGGCUGACCAGUUGUCGGUACGUUCGGGUUUAUCGAGACGGAGGUUGCUUGAAUCGGGGGGGUUCCUAGGACGGCCUCAUCGACGACGUCAUUCGACGGGUGUGUUGUGCGAGUAUCACCGACGUCUGGAGAGCGAAGACCUAGCUUCUACGGGAACACAUCGUGCAGAUCGCGCUCCCCCUCCCGAUCUGCUCAUGUCCGAACUAAUUCGCGCCAUCCGUCACGAAGAAAACCGCCUGCCCCACCACUUGGCACAGGGGGAGCUGACACACUUAUCACAGGGGGAGCUGACACACUUGGCACCCAGCCACCUCGCACGCUUGGCGCCGGAAGAAGAGGAAAGCGUCCCCCGGAGUUGUGCGCCACUCUGCGAACACGAAGUCGGCUCGGAACAAAACACGGGUGCCAUUCUUCGCAAGGCCCUCCAGGCCGAGCGUCGGAGUCUCGACCCCGGCGCCGGGCAAGCCAUGGCGGCGGGCUCACGACGCCGGGCUCGCGACCGAGACCGGGUAGACGAAAGGAGGGACGACCGCAGAGACGAAAGGAGGGAGCGUGGCGAGAAGGCCAGGGUCUACGACGCGCGGUCUUCGGACGAGACCGGAGCGAGCCGCGGCAUUGAGGAGCUAACCGGCGCCAGCGAAGCAUCGUCGGCAUUGCCUUUAGAGAACCGGGUGCUCAAGAGCCAACUAGAGAAGACUACCGAAGAUCUCGCCAACAGCAAUCGUGUCAAUGAACGGUAUCGCGACAGACUCAGGUCCCUGGAAACGGAGCUCGAGGAAAUAUUCAACCAGGGAAAAAAGACGGAGUCGUAUUACAAAUCGGAGAUCGAGCGCUUGACUCGGGAAUUAGAUGAAAUCAGACGGGAGUUCGUCCAGUAUAAACUCAGGACGUCCUCCACCGAGAAGUCCCUUUCCGAUGCGAUUAGCGAGAAAGAAACAAUGCAUGAAGCGCAAAUAAAACAGCUGCAAAAUGACAACCAACUGGCAGCCGAAAAAUUAAAGGAGCAGAUCAAAGACCUGAAAAUCGACCUCUGCAAGACGAAGGACCAACUCCGAAUAUCAGAAGCUGAUGUAACCAUUGCAAAAUCCGAAAUUGAAUUGUUGCACACCCGUGUGCACGAACAGCAUGUGUCCGCCGAAAACAAACUGAAUCACCAGCAAAAGCAGCACGAAGAAGAACUGCAUAAGAUUACCUCCGAUUGCGAACACCUUGCGCUGUCCUUAAAGAAGAUUAAAGGAGCUUAUGAUGCGCUGAAAAAAUCAAAAGUGACUGUCGAAGAUGCUGAAUUAUUGGAACAAGCUGUAGACAAACUCAAUGCGGAGAUUGACUCUCGAGACAGCCAGAUUCAGUCUCUAAUAAGGGCGAACGAAGAUUUCAAAGCCAAAGCCUUGGACUUUGAACGAAAGGCAAAUGACAACGAGAUUGGUUUAAACGUCAAGGCGAAGACGUUAGAGGAGCAAAAUAUUUAUAUUGAUUUUUUGAAUGGACGUAUUGAGAGCAGUCAGCAGGAGUCCAUUGAGCUGAGAGAAGCCAUUGCUUCGCUGACAGGAAAAUUGAAGGAUACGCAAGAAAUUAUGGAGGAACUGAAAAGGAGACAGGUGCCGGAGGAGACGAGUAAGGAGUGGGCGGAGAUGAAGCACGAAAUUAUCAUACUCAAGACUGAACUUGGCUCCAAGAAUAAAACCUUGGACACCGUGCUCCGUACUCUGGACGACUUGGAGAAUGAGCAAAAGAAGGAACAAGAACGGCACAUGAGAGACAUGAGGGCCAAGCUGGAGGCCAAGGAUCAGCAAGUGAUGAAGUUGCAGCAGACGAUUCAGGAGCUGCAAGUCAGUUCCGACACCAUACAGGCGAAACAUGACCAGCUGGAGAAGAGGUUGAAAGAUAAGGUACGUGAUUGUGGGGUGUAA